AUGCUUCUUGCAAUUUUCCCUUACAGCACUCUGCUAUCCUCCAGCUUUUUGCUUUUCGCAGUGCUGGCUGCAGGUGCGAACAGGCGAGGUCGAGGUCAGCAUAACCCUACACCCACGUUUCUUCUAAUAUUAACAUUUUGUGUAGAUGUUUCCGCUGGGAUUGUAGAUAAUUUCACACUGUUUUCUGAAUAUCCUGCUGCGGCUACUUGUCAAACAAAAUUUGACUCACAAAGGAAACAUGUUGCGUGCGAUCCAGGGGUAUGCCCGACUCUGGAGCAGACCGACACUACCAUAAUAACUGGAUUCGAGAAGCUUCGCCCAGGUGGUACCACUGGCUUCCUAGAAGUUGACAGGACCAAUAAGCUGAUAGUUUUGUCGUUCCGAGGUACCCGUACGCCAGGGAAUGUCGUCACAGACUUGCAAUAUCAGCAGGUGCCUAUCCAUGAAAUUUGUCCAAAUUGCCAAGUGCAUCGUGGGUUCUAUUAUACCUGGGGAAAUUUUUCGGAAUUCAUAAUGCCGUGGAUCAGCCAUGCAACUGCCAAAUACCCAGACUAUGAUCUCGUCUUCACUGGCCAUAGCCUUGGAGGCGCCCUUGCUACAGUUGGGGCAGUACUUGAGGGAAGUGCAAAUAGAACCAUUGGCCUGUAUUCUUUUGGAUGUCCUCAAUUGGGAAAUUAUAAUUUUGCUAAAUUUGUCACCGACCACACAUCAGGUACUGGAUACAGAGUGACACAUUUGGAUGAUCCGGUACCCAGGAUUCUAUCUACAACUUCUGAGGUCAACAAGACUUGGGAGUAUAGUACAACAUCCCCAGAGUACUGGAUUACUUCUGCAAAUGGUGCACCUGUAAUGGUCACCGAUAUCGAACUGAUUGUGGGCAUCGAUAACAAGAGUGGAAAUCUCGGCCAAACUACCUUCAAUCUCGCAGCCCAUAAUUGGUACAUUGGUAAUAUGAGUGGGUGUUCAAUGUGA
This is a messenger RNA of Penicillium maclennaniae, 972 nucleotides long. RefSeq names its product lipase family protein. The record is from RefSeq and is a predicted model, not a curated record. Gene Ontology annotation, biological process: lipid metabolic process. NCBI's taxonomy places the organism in Eukaryota, Fungi, Ascomycota, Eurotiomycetes, Eurotiales, Aspergillaceae. The transcript has 3 exons. The coding region runs from base 1 to 972 and encodes 323 amino acids.